GCUUAUUUAUUCGUGAGGUAACCGGACCCCAUUGGAUGAAUUCUUUUAUAAUUACUAUGGCAUAUGAAUUACUGCCGGAAUUUGAAAGCAUUCAGACAGGGUCUCUGGAAAAAACCAAUCAAAUUGUCCAUAAAUAUAAUGUUCUGGUUAAUCGAAUAUUUGAAUUUGGAUUACAAGAAUGUUUUGGAGAUAAACAUAUUUUGAAUGGAUCAGAAAUUAUGAACUUGUUAGGUAUCAAAAAGGGUGGCGUGCGUGUAAAGCAAAUGUUAGAAUUAGUGAUGGAAUGGCAGUUGGAAAAUCCAGAUGGAAGCGUGGAGCAAUGUAAAGAAUAUAUAAAAAAUAAAUAUGAUGAAACAGAGAAGCAGUAA
This is a messenger RNA of Acaulospora morrowiae, 368 nucleotides long. NCBI's taxonomy places the organism in Eukaryota, Fungi, Glomeromycota, Glomeromycetes, Diversisporales, Acaulosporaceae. The record is from the annotation of a GenBank genome assembly.